Messenger RNA from Trichobilharzia szidati, 2131 nucleotides. The record is from the annotation of a GenBank genome assembly. Lineage: Eukaryota; Metazoa; Platyhelminthes; Trematoda; Strigeidida; Schistosomatidae.
AUGGAUAAUGAGUUUCCUGAAACAACAGAUGAACAUGAUGAUAAUUCUCUCAAUACAUCAGUAGUGGAUACUAACGUGCUUGACGGGGAAAGUGAACAAACAGAAGCACCUGGGGAGUCCACUAAUGCAAAUGAUAAGAGUUUUUGUUCGAAUGCGGAUGAUGAAAGGAAUGCUGCAAUUGCGGCCGCAGUUGCCGACUUUGAUGCAAACGAUCAGUGUGAGGAAGAUGAUGCCGAUGAUGAUACAGUCAAUGUUAUAAUAAAGCCUUCUAGCAAGACAGGGAUUUACAAGACUGGGACAACCUAUCAGGCACGAUCCAUCGUACACACUACUCAGCAUCAAAAAGUUGCUCGUCAAGGCGUUGAACUCGAUGAUCCAGGAAAUAUUAAUGGUAUUCCAACGGUAGAGUAUAACCUGUCUAUAUUGGGUGAUGAAGAGAAACCAUGGAAACGACCUGGAGCUGACAUAACAGACUAUUUCAAUUAUGGAUUUACUGAAGAGACAUGGGUUCAGUACUGUGAAAAGCAAAAAAUUCUUAGACAGGAAUAUGCAAAUACAACUCUGAAGCCUGUUUUGAAUAGUGGAGGUACUGGUUUAUUACAACGAGUUCGUACCGGUGCUGUUUCUUCGAAUUCUCGUUCAAAUGAGACUUCUAAACAAGCUAGUAUUAAUGUAAUUAAUCUUAGCACUUCUGGACUAAAUACACGACAAAUAAAUUCAGUUACUAAUUCAAAAGCUACCAGUUCACCAUCUGAUGUUUCUAGUCGACUCCUACUAAAUGGAAAUGCGAAUAAUAAUUCUAGCUUACUCAGUCAAUUCAAUCAACCGCCACCUGGAUAUCUGGGUGGUGGUGAUGGAAACGCCGUCGGUGGUGGUACAGGUGUUUUUAACAUGCCUCCUCCUGGGUUUGGAUCAUUGACAUCUGCUGCAAAUUCACAGGUUUUGAAUGCCACGAAUCCCGCUGCUGUUGCGGCGGCAGCCGCAGCGGCUGCUGCUUUAUUUCCUAAUCUGGCAGUGCCUCCUCCUGUUGUGAAUAAUUUAGCUGGGUGGCCAAAUAAUAAUAUGGCAUUAUCAGGCCUUAUUGGACCGAAUGAUGCUGUUAUUGAUCCUGCUACUGGUCAGUUUACUAACAUCGUUGAUCAUGGAGACCGAAGUCCAGGUUCAGUGUUUUCAAACGAAGAUACUGCAUCUCGAAGAGGUCGACGUCAUCACCAUGGAGAUGAAACGAGCUAUUUUGAAAGAUAUAUCCCAGAUGGUUAUCGAUCACGCCGUCGUAGUCGUUCAAGCAGUCGGGAGCAUUAUCAUUCACAUCAUCGUCGGCAUCGUGAUUCAUCACGAUCUGGACGAGACUAUGAACGUCAUAGAGGGACAUCACGUCAUUCUCGUCGUUCACGUGAUCGUCAUUCUGGAGAUGUUGGUGGUGCAGAUGAACAAAAUCCUCCAGAAGCUGUCUCACCAACUACAUCACAUCGAAGUAGUGGACGAAGAAGUGAACGUGAUCGAGACAGAUCUGGUCGUGAUCGUAGUCGUGAAAGAGAUCGUAGCAGGCAUCGUAGUGAACGUCGUGAUAGAGAGAGAUCAGAACGGCCUUCUAAACAAAGUGAUCGUCAUUCAUCGCGUCGCAAAGAACAACCACCACCUUCUCCACCAAGAGGUAUGUCUCAAGUCACUGCUAUUACUUCAGAGAAACAACCAACUCCUAGUAAAGUUGAUCCUUUAUCAGCUGCUGCAGCGGCCGCUGCUAGCAUUGCCGCUGCCUUAGGAGCUCCAAUGCCUAGUAGUAGGAUUUCUUAAUAUAGAGAAGGUAACAGACUUCCUCCCUUUGAACAAUCUGCAGUGCACGUUGUACAGUCUCUGUAUUUUUACAUGAAUACAUGAAUAUUUUUCAUGCAUUACUUUUGACAGUUUGCAUCCACUUUUUUUUUCUUUCGUCGUUUACUAUUCAAGCUAAGCAGUUUUACUUUCGCAUUCAUCAUUCACCAACUCUUCUUGUCGUUUGUGUUUUAUUGUACACCUAGUCUCUUGAACCGUUCUGUACAUGGUUGGCUUCUGUAUUUUCAAUGAGAUUUCCUUUGUAUGUAUCAUAUAUUGUUUAAUUUUCAAAAAAAUAUAUCACAUGGAUUUAAAAUCA